GAUAAUACAGGUGGCGCUUUGUUUAUGUAGCAACAAGAUGGCGGAAACUGAUUUUGAGAUUUGAUUGCAAAUUCGAUCAGAACAUGUACCAUAAUGCCCUAUGGAAAUAUGUAAGAAUGAGUAGAAAGAAAAUAUAAAGAAAGACCUUAAAAGUUCAGGACAAAUUUAUUUGCAAACAUGCCACCAAGAGGAAAAGGAGGUGGGGACAUUGUACUGGAUAAUGAUGUCAGCUUUCCACUUGAGCGUCUUUUUGACCACAGAAAUUUGGACCAUCUUCCUCGGGAAAAUCGUUUGGAUCAGUUUGAAAGAAGAGACCUGGCCCAUGUCAAGCAUUAUAAAGCUGCAGUUAAGAUAUUUGGGGGUCCCCUUAGUAGGAAGAGAGUUAUUCAGGCCCCUCCUAUGGAAACACCCAUGAAACACAGACUUGGAGUUUAUUUAAACCAAAAAGAACCCCCUCCACCCAUAAAGUUGUGUUCAGAAAUGAAAUCAAAACCAUUUAAAAUAGAUGAAGAUGCUGAUGCCAUUGCAGCUGGGAAAAAGGCAGUUGCCGAAGAGGACUCAUAUAAGAAAUGGAUUGCAGAUCGUCAAAAAUUUAGACAUGAUUUAGACAAUAUGGGACUAAAUGCAGAAUGGCUGAGAAGGAAAACAAAUAAAACUGAAUUAGAAAAACGAGUCUAUAGAAAAAUGGUAGAAGAAGCAAAACCUAAGCCAAUCAUUCCAGAACCAGUUAUUGAAAAAGUUUUGGAAGCUAUGAUCUCUAUUGUUCCCUCAGUGAAGAUUCCAUCACCAUUAGGUGUGAGAAUUCUAGAACAACAUUUACGUAAAAAUCAGAUACGUCUCAUAGACCUGUUUGUAAUGGUUGAUAGAGAUAAGAACUGGAGAAUUUCCAGAGAAGACUUUAAGCAGGCCAUAAGAGAGUCAAAAGUGACAAUGUCCGAGUCUCUUCUAGAAGAUAUGAUUCUUUCUCUCGAUAGUAACUUUGACAAUUAUUUAGACUACAAGGAACUUGCAGAAGGACUAAAAAUGUGGCGAAAGGAAAGAAGAGAAAAUAAAAGAAAGGCAUUAUCAAGGGAGUCUACUGACUUAUCACAGAAAUCUUCAACAAUUUCUGCUACACCCCAGUCGUUGGAAGAACUGUACGAUGAGCCAGAUUAUCUUGAACUUAUGAAAGAAGGGAAGAUGACAUCUACUUUAUCAAGACAACACGAUACUAGUGAGGAAGACAUUUAUGGGGACCCUGAAUUGGCAAAGAAUAAGGAAUCGCCAAAAUCAUCCAAAGGCUCUCUUCGAGGAUCUGCUAAAGGGCGGAUAGGUUCAGGAAUGAGUAAGACAUCUGCCAAAUCUUCUCGGAAGUCUGUUGGCAUUGACAGAGAACCAUCAGAAGAAAAUAUAGUCAUUGGUCAAGGUGAAGGUGAUUUGAAGGAUAGUGCUGAGUCAGAGGUUAAAGUUCGCAUUGGUUCUGCUAAAAGAAGUGCUAGUAGAAUAAGUGGAAGUAGCAGGGCUUCUACACCACAAUAUCUAGAGGUUCCUGAACAGGAUCUCAAACCUGAUAGAAUGAUUUUAUCUUCAGAGGAGGCUAUGGUAGACCUGAGAAAGAGGGACAGAGAGGCAUUAAAGAACUCUACCAGACAGGGUUCACCUAAAGUAAAGUUACCUGCACCAGGUGUAAUCAAGGUGGGAGACAAAGCUAUAGAUGACCAUUCAAUGAGAUCAACAUUGAAAGGAGAAACAGCAGACAUGGUUAAUAAGUUUAGAGAACUUAAGCUUAGAGAGUAUUGUGAUAUAACCAAGCUCUGUAAAUUAAAUGGAAUAAUUCUAAGUGAAAGACUUCUAGAAAAAGUUUUACUCUACCCACCUGAUAGACCUCAUCAUGAAAUUCACCGAAAUGUGAAAACCCCUGCUGAUCCUUUACUAUCCAGUCACUAUGCUGAACCAAAAAAGAGGCCAAGGACACCUAUAGAGGUGAAACACAAGGAUAAGGUCAAGAGGUCAAAGAGUGGUAAACUUAUGUUUGACAGUAGACAUAGAUAUCCACAGAAAUCCAAUGUUGCUUCUUCAGGAACCAAAGAAAAUCUAUCUACAGGCAGAGCGGUUAUCAGAAGCAAAGUCGAUUGUUGGAUGACGUUUGAAGAGUAUGAAAGAUUAACAAGACAUUUAGAAACAAGAUACCAGCAACUUCAUGGUAGUAUAGACACUAAUGCCUUCUGGCCUGGUCACUUACUGGACAAAGUACGACUCUGUAUGCCUCCUUAUGACAAGCCACAUCCUUCAUUGAACAGCUCUAAUGCUUUGUUUAGGGAGGUUGAUAAAAACAGAAGAAGCCAUGUUGUUCCUAUUAGGGAGAACUCAGCAUGGCCUGUUAAUGAGUAUGGUUUUGUUCAGAAUGGCAUAUAUGAUCCCUAUGCCAGAAAAUAUUAGACAUUUUUAAGCAGAAAUUAAAUUUCAUCAAAACUAUUAAAGCAUUAAAUGCAAU
This is a messenger RNA of Mytilus californianus (California mussel), 2473 nucleotides long. RefSeq lists its product as uncharacterized. Lineage: Eukaryota; Metazoa; Mollusca; Bivalvia; Mytilida; Mytilidae. The transcript is spliced from 7 exons. The record is from RefSeq and is a predicted model, not a curated record. Bases 178 to 2418 code for a protein of 746 amino acids. Gene Ontology annotation, molecular function: calcium ion binding.